Miscanthus lutarioriparius is the source of this 1536-nucleotide messenger RNA. The record is from the annotation of a GenBank genome assembly. NCBI's taxonomy places the organism in Eukaryota, Viridiplantae, Streptophyta, Magnoliopsida, Poales, Poaceae.
AUGGAUGCGCUAUUUUCUGCUGUUUUAGGCGAACUUGCUGCAAGAUGCCUAUCCUUCCUCGUCAGCAAAUAUUGGGCAACACCCGGGUUGUCCGAAGAGGAGAUCUUACGGCGGCUAGAGUGGGCUCUACUCCGAGUCGCCGUCACCGUCGAGGAGGCUGAUGGGAGGUUCAUCACAAAUGCAGCAAUGCUUCGCCAACUCCACUCGCUGAGACAAAAGAUGCACAGAGGCUACUACCUGCUUGACAAAUUCCGGUACCUCAACUGCGGAGACGGCCGCCGAAAGGUGAAACAUCAUCAUCACAACCGAUCUCUAGCCAUGUCGUCUGCAUCCAGCAAUCCAGGCAAGCAUUCUCCUCCCUCUGCUAGGCUACCCUCAACGGAGUUGAAACUGAUGCUUGAUAGCGUACUUAGCGUGGUGGCUGACAUGCAUGAGUUUGUAGCUUUUCUGAAAGGCUACCCUCGAAUGUGCCGUCAGCCAUAUAGCAUGCACCUGCUACUUGAGAAAUGCAUGUUUGGUCGCCAUGCCGAAAUGGAGCGAACCGUCCAUUUCUUGUUGCAGAGGGAGCCUCCUGGUGAAUGCAAUCUGGGUGUCCUGCCAAUCGUUGGCCAAGGAAAAGUUGGAAAGACCACAUUUGUUGAGCAUGUUUGCUACGACGUGAGGGUGCGUGAUCACUUCUCUCAGAUUGUCUUUCUAAGUGGAAAUAAUAAGCUCAGAACAGAGAAACUAUCCACCCUCAAGGAUGGAGGCAUAAUCAAGCAUAAAAACGACACUCUAAAUGAAGAAAAAAUACUGGUUAUAGUAGAGCUAGACGGGGAGGAUGGUAUUGAUGAUGAUGAUGCGGAAUGGAGGAGCCUGUUCGCCGCCGCUCGGAGUAUCCUUCCUAGUGGAAGUAAAAUUAUAAUCACAGGAAGAUCAGAGCAAAUAAUGAACUUUGGAACGACACAAGCUCUAAGGUUGAACUUUUUGUCUCGAGAAGCAUGCUGGUACUUCUUCAAGGUGCUUGUGUUUGGAAGCACAUCUCCUCAAGACCAUCCUAAGUUGGCAUCACUAGCAGUGAAGAUAUUUGAGGAGUACUACAGCCACACUGACAUGUAUGGGGACUUCAUUGGUCCGUUUUCCAAUUCAAAAAAUAUUGCUGGCAUGUUAAGGGCUAGAUUUAGCAAAGAGCACUGGCGCAAUAUUCUUGCAUGUGUAAAAACAAAUGGACAGAAAAACCUACGUCCCUAUUGUACUGAUGCACAGAAUAUCAGGAUGGAAAAUGAACACUAUUACAUAAGUAGAUUGUCGAAUAUUUCUCAGUUUGUCCAAGUUGACAAACACCACAGAAUAGGGUUUGAUCAUGACCAGGUUCCCAAAAUAACUAUCGGUGAAGUAAUGUAUGGAAGAAUUACUCCGAAAGGGAGAUUUGAGGUGGUUUGGUGGACGUCACACUUGCCGCCUUAUUACAGCUACAUAGCCAGCUGCGAGAUUGUUGAUUCAGAUUGCACGCACAUGAGGAAAAGGUUUUCUAAUAAGAGGAAAAGCAUGAGUUAA